Lactuca sativa (garden lettuce) is the source of this 4577-nucleotide messenger RNA. RefSeq lists its product as uncharacterized. Gene Ontology annotation, biological process: protein autophosphorylation. Gene Ontology annotation, molecular function: transmembrane receptor protein tyrosine kinase activity; ATP binding. Gene Ontology annotation, cellular component: plasma membrane; plasmodesma. The record is from RefSeq and is a predicted model, not a curated record. Lineage: Eukaryota; Viridiplantae; Streptophyta; Magnoliopsida; Asterales; Asteraceae.
AUCUAAUGUGUGUGUGUGUGUCAUUCAACAUUCUCUUCACCUUCACAUAGUUAAUUUGCUGCCUUCCCUUUUUUGCUCUCGUUUUGACUUGAUAAAUUAAACAAACAUCAUGUCUUCUUCAUCUUCCAACUACCAGCUAGAGCGCUUUCGAAUCCCACUUAAACAGAUAGCAGAUGCCACCAACGACUUUUCUUCUGUAAACCUCAUCAGACGAGGUGGAUUUGGAGAGGAGUACAAAGGUCAGCUCUUGUUGUCUGGGCAAUUGAUCAAUAUUGUUGCACGAAGAUUAGAUCGUCAGUGUGGGCAUGGAAACAAAGAGUUCUGGAUGGAGGUUUUGAUGCUUUCAACACUCAAGCAUGAAAAUCUUGUCUCCAUCAUUGGGUUUUGUGACGAGAAUGAAGAGAAAAUCGUUAUAAACAAGCAUGACGCCAACGGAAGUCUCGACCAAUAUCUAAGAGAUCCGGCAACGCUCACAUGGACGAGAAGAUUAGAGAUAUGCGUUGGCAUGGCACGUGCAUUGAGUUACAUCCAUUACGAUAAGCGACGCAAUUUUAGCGUUGUGCAUCGUAAUAUCAAGAGCUCAAAGAUUUUACUAGAUGAUAACUGGAAACCCAAGUUAUCUGGUUUUGAGCUUUCUAUGAAAACUACAGCAACUCGAAGACACCGACUACUCCUUGGUGGUCUUUGUGGCACUAGAGGGUAUAUAGACCCAAUAUAUGAAAAGACGGGAGGCGUAACGCACAAAUCGGAUGUUUACUCGUUAGGGGUUGUAUUAUUUGAAGUCAUGUGUGGGAGGACGGCAUUCAUUAAUCCUAAGGGGUUUUCAGCUCAAUUGGCCAAACAUGAUUUAGAACAGGAAUCAACCGAUAUGGUGGGAAAAGGGGAUCAGGGAUUACCUGAUCUCGUCAAAAAAAUGGAUGACGGGAGUUCACCAACACCGGCUAAUCAAGAUUCCACAAAGGGAUUGCUGGAUGUGGUGGAAAAUUUGGAUGAGGGGCUUUUACCUCAACUGGCCAAUCAAGUUUCCACAGAGACAUCGACAUAUGAACUUUCCGUCCCUCCACUUCGGUGGUCAUUAGUCAGCAACUUGCCAGAACUAAUGGAAGCACCAUCAUUAAGCGACAUCAGAGAUCACGUCCAUUCUAGCACCUACAUGUUUUCAGAACCAGGAGAUGGAGAGGCACCAGGAUCCAGUGACUUGGGGCAGCGAGAAAGAUCCGACAUCGGAACACUCGAAGGUACAUCAACCAAUCAGUUGAAGGGGAAAUUUUUGAAACACUUGGAGAUCCCACUAAGUGAAAUAAAAUCGGCCACCAAGAAUUUUCAUAAAACAUGCCUCAUUGGGGCAGGAGCAUAUGGUGAGGUGUACAAAGCAGAACUUGAUCAUUUUGAUAACAAAAAUGUCUUGCCAUUAGAAGAUAAGAAUAUAAGUGACCUUCCAAAGAAACACAACACUGUAGCUAUAAAACGUAUAAAGAUUAGAGAAGAUAACCAAGGUCAAGAAGGGUUCCUUGGAGAAAUUGAAAUGCUUACUAGUUGUAAGCAUCCCAACAUAGUCUCUCUUCUAGGCUUUUGUGAGGAAGGUGGUCAUAUGAUACUUGUGUAUGAGCAUGCUUUUAAUGGAAGCCUUGACGAUUAUUUGGGAAGUGAGGGUAGCUUGACUAAUCUUACUUGGGUGCAACGUAUAAAGAUCUGCAUUGAUAUUGCACGUGGAUUGAAUUACCUUCAUACCAAGAUAGAGGGUGAACAAAGGAUAAUACACCGAGACAUAAAAAGUGGUAACAUUUUGUUAGGUGAGAAUUGGGAGGCAAAAAUUGCAGAUUUUGGACUCUCCAAAUUCCACCACGAUGAUCAACAAGUGAACAAGACUCUCUUUACAAAAAAUCUUGCAGGCACAGAACUGUAUUUGGAUCCAGAAUAUGUUAACACGGGUAGGUUGAAAAAUGAAUCAGAUAUUUACUCUUUCGGAGUUGUUUUAUUUGAGAUGAUGGCUGGGAAGUUUGCCAAUGAUCCAAUUUUUACCAGCGAAAACAGCAACGGUAUUGCACACGUGGCACGUCGACGCUUCAAAGAGGGUAGAAAUUCAAUAAAGAAAAUGGUGGAUCCUAGAUUAAUGGAAGAAACUUAUGAAAAUAUUUUCACUCUAAAUAAAGGACCCGAUCAAGAUUCCUUGUAUGCAUUCUCAAAAAUUGCGUAUCAAUGUCUCGCAGAAACUCAAGCUGAGCGUCCAACAGCAGAAGUCAUCGUCAAGAAACUUGAGGAAGCAUUAUCUUUUCAAGAAAACAUCAAAGACAACCUCAGAAUUUCACUUGAAGACAUAAUAUUAGCCACAGAUAACUUCAGUGAUAGCAAUGUCAUUGGAAGAGGAGGAUUCGGAAGGAUAUACAAAGCAGAAGUUACACAUGCUAAUGGUCGUCACACCAUUGCUGCAAAGCGAUUGGAUCCAACUGGUGGUCAAGGAGAAACUGAAUUUAUGGCAGAACUUGAAAUUCUUUUGGAGUAUAAACAUGAGAAUGUCAUUGGCCUUAUCGGCUACUGCAAAGAUCACGUUGAACAAAUCAUUUGUACUGAGUAUGCAUCUAAAGGAAGUCUUGAUGUACACUUGAAGGACAAUGAUCUUACAUGGAUGAAACGACUUGAGAUAAGCAUUGAUAUUGCACGAGGGCUGGAUUUCCUCCAUGGAGGUGGCGUAACACAAGAGGUGGUGAUGCAUAGAGACAUCAAAAGCUCUAACAUUCUACUAACUGAUAAUUGGAGAGCAAAAAUUGGUGAUUUUGGGCUGUCCUUAAUAACUCCAAUAGAUGAGGAAACGGACUUUGUCAUUGACAAUGCUUGCGGCACACCGGGCUAUUGUGACCCACUAUACGAGAAAUUGGGUUUCUUAACCAAAGAAUCUGACAUUUACUCAUUGGGAGUGGUUUUAUUUGAGAUCUUGUGUGGGAGAUUGGUGUUUAAACGCAUCAUUGGUUCUUUUCAUAAUCGAAUCACUUUGUUUCAACGUCAUUAUGAAAAAGGAGAACUUGAUCAAAUGGUGUUUGAAGGUAUAAAGGACCAAAUUGCCCCAAAAUCAUUGGAUAUCUUUCAAAACAUUGCCUACCAAUGCUUACAUGAUGAAAAAGAAAAACGACCAACAACAAGUAAGGUGCUACUACAACUUAACAAAGCCUUGGAAUUUCAAGAUGAUUACGACAUAUGGGAGCCCAAAUUGCCUAAAGACUAUGAAAAAUUGAUCCAAAUGUCAGACUCUCGAGAGAUUUACUCUCUUGAAAAGAAAAAAGACAUCUACCAAAUGCUAUGCAACGGAGUCCUUCUUCAAAAAGGCAAAGUGUUGUUUUCACUAGACGUUGAUGGAGAAAGAAAUGAAAUGAUAUCAGCAACAAAGUUUUCAUACAAAAAUCGAUGGUCACAUAAGUGGCGUUCUGUACCAAAAUCAAGGUUUCAUAAAGUGGCGGAGUUGUUAGAUAUUUCGAAUCUAAAUAUCCAAAUAAAGAUAAAAGCUCAGUUUUUGUCUCCGGGUGUCGAUUAUGGAGUUCGUCUUGUGUUUAGAUUUUGUGGUCCAAGAAAAUCUGUAGCUAAACGGAUGUAUGUGAACCUCAAGUACAAAAAGGGGAGCGAAAGCUUACAUGCAUAUUUUGCAACAUGGAGAGAAGAUGGAUGGAUGAUGACUGAGUUGUGUCGAUUCCUCAAUCACAAUAGAGAUGUUGAAUUUGAGUUUCUACUAGAGAGCUUUUCACAAUGCUACUGUGAAAGUCGUGGUGUUUAUAUUGAAGGCAUAGAGUUUGGAGCCAUUGAUAAUGUGAAACAUGGAGAAAUCAAGGAUCCAAAGGACGUCCAACAACCCUUGAUCAAAUUAGAUUUGAGCACAGACCAAGUGCAACAAUUGCCAACUAAUUGUGAAAAUGAAGUUCAGAGAUUUGAAAGCUAUGACGAGGGUGAAAAGGCGUUCUCCCCAAACAAAGUGAGCAAAAAGAAGCAUUUUAUCCUUUCAGCAAAGGAGGCUCUUUACGUAUCUUCCGAUGUGAAGCUUUUUAAAUCAAUGCGCUCAACCCACUCCAGAUCUGAAGAUGUGGUUGAGCUCCUACGUCAACAAGUGUUUCGUAUCAAGUGCAAGAUUGAAAGUCAAAUGUUGUCACCAGAUACAGAAUACACAUGUUACCUUGUGUUCAAGCUUUCAGAAAAAUGUCAUGGCUUGUAUUGUCCGGUGAUAGUACGAAAUUUACUCAACCGAAAAAUCAAAGAGAAGGGAAUUGUUUAUUUUAGAUCCCCAAGCCCAUGUAAUGUCAAUGAUACUGAUCGGGUUCCAAAAGAGAGGGAAGAUGGAUGGAUGGAAGUCAAUGUGUGGAAAUUCAACUCAAGUAAUGGGAUUCGAGAUGAUUGUGUUUUUAUCAAUUUGAAACUGAUAUGUUAUGAAGGAACUAUGUCCGGCCUCAGUAUAAGCAGCAUCGAGUUUCGGUCGAUGUAAUUAUGAGACAAUGAUGUGAGCAAGUAGAUACAGCAAAACACAGUGAACAUGACAAUUGUUUGUCUUACAUUGAUUCUACAGUGCGUGUGUUAGGAGUAUGACAUUUUUCAUACCA